CAGAGGGAAGAUAUUGGGAAAAAAAAAUAUCGGCAAAGAGACGCAGUUGAGAAUUGAAGGUAGUAGGUCAAGGAUUGGUGUAUGAAAAGUUAUGGGGUUAUGUGAUGGAGGGCCUGCUAGGUCCCUGUUAAAAAGCCUAUGCAAGAAACAGAAAAGCAAAAGCAAUAAGAAAAAUAAAAUAGGAAAGAGAGCGCACUCAGAGUAGAGAUAGGGUCGUAAUGGAGAACGGACGGAAACGCUCAUGUGAGUGAAAAUCCAAUUACAGUAUCUUCAGAGUCUAAUUGAGGUGUUCAUAUCCCCACUCUCUUUCUUCUCUUUUUUUUGUCUCAACGCAAUUAUUUUGAGAUCCAGACAACCACCCACCGAACUUCCUUACUUUUUCCUCGCACACUUUGGUUUGCAACUGGCACAAACUGCAUUAAAAACCGCCCUCCAUAAAGCCCACUUCUCUAUUUCCAUUCCCCUAUCUCACUCUCAUUUCCUAAUCGAGAGGGUGAGAAAGAAACAUGGGUUCGUUUCUAAAAUCUUUCCUUCUGAUAAUUCUCUCCUUUCUGUUUCUGGGUCUCUAUGAUGUGUCCCUAGCGGCAACGGAGAACCAGAAGAGCACUUACAUAGUACACGUGGCAAAAUCCGAAAUGCCGGAAAGCUUCGACCACCACACACAGUGGUACGAGUCGUCUCUGAAAUCCGUGUCCGACACAGCAGAAAUGCUGUACACCUACGACAGCGCGAUCCACGGAUACGCCACGAGAUUAACGGAGGAAGAAGCACGUUUGCUUGAGAGCCAAACGGGGAUUCUAGCGGUGUUGCCUGAGUUAAGAUACGAGCUUCACACAACGAGGACACCUCAGUUUCUUGGACUGGACAAGAGCGCCGACAUGUUCCCUGAGGCAAGUUCAGGGAGCGAUGUUAUCAUUGGAGUCCUCGACACUGGUGUUUGGCCCGAAAGCAAGAGCUUUGACGACACUGGACUCGGACCCAUUCCCAGUGGCUGGAAAGGCGAGUGCGAAACGGGUACAAAUUUCACCGCUUCCAACUGUAACAGAAAGUUGAUAGGAGCAAGGUUCUUUUCAAAGGGUUGUGAGGCCAUGUUGGGUCCAAUCGAUGAAACCAAAGAGUCUAAAUCUCCGCGUGACGACGAUGGCCACGGAACUCAUACCGCGAGCACAGCCGCGGGUUCGGUGGUUUCGGGCGCCAGCUUAUUCGGCUACGCGGCUGGGACGGCGCGUGGGAUGGCCACGCACGCUAGAGUCGCUGCUUACAAGGUUUGCUGGGCCGGAGGGUGUUUCAGCUCCGACAUUUUGGCUGCGAUCGAAAGGGCAAUUUCGGACAACGUUAAUAUGAUGUCUUUAUCGCUCGGUGGUGGAAUGGCUGAUUUUUACAGAGACAGUGUCGCUAUUGGAGCUUUUGCGGCAAUGGAGAAAGGGAUUCUUGUGUCUUGCUCCGCUGGGAACGCGGGUCCCAGUCCCUAUAGUCUCUCCAAUGUGGCACCGUGGAUCACUACCGUGGGCGCUGGCACUCUGGAUCGUGACUUCCCGGCUUAUGUUAGCCUCGGAAAUGGACUUAACUACUCUGGUGUGUCACUCUACCGUGGCAAUGCUUUACCCGAUUCUCCUUUGCCAUUUGUUUACGCAGGGAAUGCUAGUAACGCCACCAACGGUAAUUUGUGCGUGACGGGCACCUUGACGCCGGAGAAAGUCGCCGGAAAGAUUGUGUUGUGCGACCGUGGAUUGACCGCCAGGGUUCAGAAAGGGGCGGUGGUGAAAUCCGCCGGAGGUUUGGGCAUGGUGCUGAGCAACACCGCCGCUAACGGCGAAGAACUGGUUGCCGACGCUCAUCUUUUGCCGGCGACGGCGGUGGGUGAAAGAGCCGGCGAUGCCAUCAAAAAGUAUCUGUUUUCUGACAUGAAACCGACGGUGAAGAUUUUGUUUGAGGGAACUAAGGUGGGAAUUCAGCCAUCUCCGGUGGUUGCAGCGUUUAGCUCUCGAGGCCCGAACUCAAUCGUCCCGCAGAUCCUGAAACCCGACCUGAUCGCGCCAGGUGUCAACAUCUUAGCAGGGUGGUCCAGGGCCGUGGGUCCCACCGGGCUAACCGUUGAUGAAAGGCGCGUGGAUUUCAACAUCAUUUCAGGCACGUCCAUGUCCUGCCCUCACGUGAGUGGUCUAGCCGCGUUGAUAAAAUCGGCUCACCCGGAGUGGAGCCCAGCCGCGAUUCGAUCGGCUCUUAUGACAACGGCUUAUACGGCUUACAGAAACGGUCAGAAAUUGCAGGACAGUGCUUCGGGGAAACCAUCCACACCGUUCGAUCACGGAGCUGGACACGUGGAUCCCGUAGCUGCCCUUAAUCCGGGACUGGUGUAUGAUCUGACGGUGGAUGAUUACCUAGGCUUCCUCUGUGCACUGAACUACACAGCCUCUGAAAUCGCAACACUGGCAAAGAGAAAAUUCCAGUGCAACGCGAGCAAGCAAUACAGUGUGACUGAGCUUAAUUACCCUUCAUUUGCGGUGGUGUUUGACAGUGGGUCCAGCGUAGUUAAACACGCGCGAAUUCUCACUAACGUGGGGCCCGCGGGAACGUACAAGGUUUCCAUGACGUCAGAUACACCGUCCGUGAAAAUCUCGGUUGAACCGCAAGUGUUGAGUUUCAAGGAGAACGAGAAGAAAAGUUUUACCGUUACCUUUACUUCCUCGGGUUCGCCCCAACAGAAGGUGAAUGCUUUUGGGCGGUUGGAAUGGUCUGAUGGGAAGCACGUGGUUGGAACCCCAAUUUCGAUUAAUUGGGGUUGAUCAUAGGUUCAUUACUCACUCGAAGAGGGGUGUGUCUUGAUUGGGUGUGUCUUGAUUGGCUAGUGGUUAUAACUUAUAUUUAUAUAGUUUUAUAUAUAUUUGAAUUUCGCGAACAAAAUGUUGGGUUUGUCCAGCUGGAAAUUGAUGAUGGCUGGGACCUUGUGUUUGGUUGGUGUUGGGCUGUUUGUGACCUGGGAGAAAUGUUGCAAGGGAGAGAUAACGUUUGCCUUAUGUAAUUCUUCCAGUGUACAGCGUUCUAAUCAUUGAUGAAUAUGACCUUUCUGGCACUAGGUUUCAUUCAACUAUUGCCUACCUAAUUUAAUAGACUUCAGACUGUUUUAUUUCCCUCCUGCUAGUUUUGCAACCAGUUUCACACGCGAUAGAUCUCCGUUAACUAAUAAUACACAAUUAAUGGUAUUCAAAAAGCCGGUGGAUAUUUC
Molecule: messenger RNA, 3226 nt
Organism: Abrus precatorius (Indian licorice)
Lineage: Eukaryota; Viridiplantae; Streptophyta; Magnoliopsida; Fabales; Fabaceae
Product: subtilisin-like protease SBT1.7
Exons: 1
Coding region: 507-2786 (759 amino acids)
Biological process (GO): proteolysis
Molecular function (GO): serine-type endopeptidase activity
Source: RefSeq, a predicted model, not a curated record